UCAGUAUGUCAGCUUCUCCACGCCAUUUCUUGUCGAUAUUUUUGGAAUCCCACAACUCUUUUUUUCUCUCCUCGUUUUCUGUUCUUCUCCCUCCCGUUUUUGUGUAGUUCUGAACGGAAAAUUUUCAGAGCCCAUUUUCAUCUGUCUGUUCGCUUUCUCCUUCUUCAAUUUCUUACUUGAAGAACCUUUAAUUUCCUGCUCCUGCAUGAGAACUAUGUCUGAGAAGAUGAUUGCUGAGGAUCUUUUUAAUAACAUUUCUGAAGUUCUUGCUGAACAUGGUCAAAAGGGGAAAUCAGUUUCAUUUUUCGGGGAAGAUAAUAAAGCAAGUUCGGUGGCUGGUCAGAUCAAUAGGAUAUUUGGACGCCAAAAACCUGUUUACAAUCUUCUUGGGGGUGGAAAAUCUGCUGAUGUGCUCCUAUGGAGGAACAAGAAAAUCUCAGCUAGUGUUUUGACUGGUGCAACUAUUAUAUGGGUGCUUUUUGAAUGGCUUAAUUACCACUUCUUGACUCUUGUUUGCUUCGCUUUGGUUCUUGGCAUGUUGGCUCAGUUUAUAUGGACAAAUGUGUCAGGAUUUCUGAACAGAUCAUCGUCCAACGUUCCUCGCCUUGUUCUUCCCAAGGAACUAUUUGUCAAUAUUGCUGUUACGUUUGGUGCCGAGGUUAACCGAGCUCUCUGUUAUCUCCAAGAUAUUGCUUGUGAAGGAAAUUUGAAACACUUCCUUGUGGCUGUAGUAAGCUUGUGGGUUGGUGCUGUGAUCAGUAGCUGGUGCAAUUUCAUAACUGUCUUGUAUGUUGGCUUCGUUGCGGCCCAUACGCUUCCAAUUCUGUAUGAGAAAUAUGAAGAUGAAGUUGACACCUUCGCAUAUAAGGUCUUCGAUCAGCUUUGUGGCCACUACCGAAAGUUCGAUUCAAGUGUUCUUAGCAAGAUUCCCAAAGGAGCUUUCAAGGGAAAGAAGUAUGAAUAAUACAUCAUUUUCAACAUUCAACAAUGCCUAAACCAACCCUAGUUUUUGCAAGGAAUUGGUUGUAUCAUAAGAUUUGGUAAAAUAUUAUCUACCUCAUGGUGAAAUCAUAGAGACCAAGUGGUAGAAAUGAAUCUUUAGUUUAAGUUUGUAUUUGCCAAUUUGCUGAAAUAGGAACCAUCUUUAACAGCUUCCUGUA
Messenger RNA from Cucumis melo (muskmelon), 1160 nucleotides. RefSeq names its product reticulon-like protein B8. The coding region runs from base 206 to 964 and encodes 252 amino acids. NCBI's taxonomy places the organism in Eukaryota, Viridiplantae, Streptophyta, Magnoliopsida, Cucurbitales, Cucurbitaceae. The record is from RefSeq and is a predicted model, not a curated record. The transcript has 6 exons.